This is a messenger RNA of Colletotrichum spaethianum, 1446 nucleotides long. Its product is annotated as putative clathrin heavy chain. The coding region runs from base 1 to 1446 and encodes 481 amino acids. The record is from RefSeq and is a predicted model, not a curated record. Gene Ontology annotation, cellular component: nuclear envelope. The transcript is spliced from 4 exons. Gene Ontology annotation, biological process: CDP-choline pathway. Gene Ontology annotation, molecular function: choline-phosphate cytidylyltransferase activity; phosphatidylcholine binding. Lineage: Eukaryota; Fungi; Ascomycota; Sordariomycetes; Glomerellales; Glomerellaceae.
AUGUCUUCCCCCUCAGGCUCCUCAGCAGCAGGCAAGCGGAAACGCACGACCGCGACAACGAACCCUACAAGCAUGCCAGACGCCGACACUGCCGACGCCGGCCUCCAAGCCUCCUCGCGCGAUGCCUCGGGUGAGGAGGGCGACAGCACCGCCCCGGAAUCCGGCCGCCUCGCCGGUCACCGCAAGUCCGACUCCACCUCUGCCAGCCAUGCGCCUAAGCGGCAGCGUGCCAACUCGGACCGUUCCUACGAGACGAAUAACAACACGCAGACCGCUACUGGUGCUGCGGCAGCGUCGGCGGCGCAAGACCAUUCUCUCGACCCUGGUGAACCCAGCGACACCACUGAGGCGAGCGUCGACAUCGCCGAGCGCGUUGGCCGCAAGAACAGCCGCAAGCAGGUCUCGAUAAAGGAGGGCGAGGAUAGAGACGAGGCCAUGCCGCCCCCGCCCACGGGCAAGCUCACGCACCCUGUCGGCUUCAGGACUAACGACCCUCCUGCUGGCCGGCCCGUCAGGGUAUACGCCGACGGAGUCUUCGAUCUCUUCCAUCUUGGUCACAUGCGCCAGCUCGAGCAGGCAAAGAAGGCCUUCCCCGACGUCUACCUUAUUGUCGGUGUCACUGGCGAUGCCGAGACGCACAAGCGCAAGGGUCUGACGGUCCUCUCGGGCGCCGAGCGGGCCGAGACGGUCCGCCACUGCAAGUGGGUGGACGAGGUCAUUGAGAACUGCCCGUGGAUCGUCACCCCUGAGUUCCUCGACCAGCACAAGAUUGACUACGUCGCCCACGAUGACCUGCCCUAUGGCGCCGACGAGGGCGACGACAUCUACCGCCCCAUCAAGGAGGCUGGCAAGUUCCUCGUCACCCAGCGCACCGAGGGCGUUAGCACGACGGGCAUCAUUACCAAGAUCGUACGCGACUACGAAAAGUACAUCGCCCGGCAGUUCAAGCGUGGCACCUCGCGCCAGGAGCUGAACGUCAGCUGGAUCAAGAAGAACGAGCUCGACCUCAAACGCCACGUCCAGGAGCUGCGCGAUAACAUUCGCACGAACUGGUCCACCACCGGUCAGGAGCUCUCCCGCGAGCUGCGUCAGUUCUGGCCCGCCUCGCGCCCGCAGUCCCCGGCCCCGGCCGCCCGCACCACGUACAUCCAGAACGGCGACCUCCUCGCCGCUGCGAACGCCAACGCGAGCAAGUCUCGUCUCAGCGUCGAGAUCCCCACCACCCCCGGCGGCACGCCCGCCGCCACCCAGUCAAACGACUUCAUCACUGGUUACGCCCUGGGUCUUGUCGGUGGUGUCCGUUCAUGGAUGACCAAGAGCAAGCGAAGCGACCAGGACAGCCCAAGCCGUCGCAACAGUGACGACGACUCCGAGAGCGACGGCAAGAGCCCCCGCGGCCGUGUCGUCCCGCAACAGUCCACUGCCGCCACGGCGAGCGCCUCAUAA